CCGCCACAGCCGCUGGUGCAGCUUCUGCUCGGGCUGCACGUGUACUGGCGCUCCCGGACCUGGUGGCUCUGGGUGGCUAGGAUCUCUGGCUGGGCGCCAGCCACGGCGGUGGCGGCAGAGAUGCACGUGUUCCUGGAGGUACGCAGACAGCUGGAGAGCGCGCUGCUGAUCCUGGGAGAGCCAAAGGAAGGAGGCAUGCCCAUGGAUAUCUCUGUAACUCCAUCCUCCCUUCAGAUGAAAACCCCUGAAGGCUGCACAGAGGUCCGGCUUCCAGCAGAGGUCAGGCUUGUACCUUCUUCUAGCCGUGGGCUGCGGUAUGUUGCCGGCGAUGGACUGCAUCUGCGGCUGCAGGCGCAGGCAGAAUUCAGCACAAAACUGAUUUCAAUGUUUAAUCAAAGCUCACACACCCGAGGCUGUUGCACAUUUUAUUGCCAAUCCUGUGGUGAAGUCAUAAUCAGGGACAGGAAGCUCCUUAGGGUGCUCCCCUUGCCGACAGAGAACUGGGGAGUUCUGGUUGGAGAAUGGUGCUGUCAUCCGGACCCCUUUGCUAAUAAGCCACUUGAUCCACAAGAGAAUGACUGUUUUAUUGGAGACUCUUUCUUCCUGGUGAAUUUAAGAAAUGAUCUGUGGCAGCCAAGACCUCAGCUAGCUCCAGCAGAGACGCACUGUCUUUCUUCUGAGAACCACUUUAAAUUGAAACCAAAGGCAAAUACCAAAGUAAUUUGUAAGCGUUGCAAGGUAAUGAUGGGGGAGACUAUGUCAUCAGAAACAAUUAAGUUUUAUAUGACAGAGAUGAUUAUUCAGCCAUCUGAGAGAAAUUUUCCCAUCAUACCAAGGUCUCAGUUUGUACAGAGCAUUAUCGCCCAAUGUCUGAUGGAACUCUCCUCUGCUAGAAGCACUUUUAGAUUCAUUAUUCAAGGUCAUGAUGGCAAAACGUACAUCUUGCUCUGGCUUUUAAACUCAGACAGUUUGGUGAUUGAAUCUUUGGGAAAUUCUAAAAGUGUCAAAAAGUUUCCCUUGCUGGAAGAUGUAUCGAAGGCUGACUUCAGCUCUGCUUGGAAUGCUGUCAAGGUUCUGUACCAGCCAUGCAUCAAAAACAGGAAUGGAACGCUUACCAGCUCCUGGGAAAGUGACAUCAGCGUCCACUCUUUAACCCUGCCCUCUGCAACCUGCUUGGAGCUGCUGUUGAUAUUAUCAAGGAAUACUGCCAUGCUGCCUCCCUCCCUCCACUCCAUGAAUUCCUUUCAGGUGGCCUUUUUGAAGAUGUAACUGUAGGAGCUGAAGCAUUCCUCUCCGCAGCAGCACGGAGCACAUGGGAGGCCUCCCAGCAGUCAGCCCAGCGAACAGUGAUUACAGAGACAAAAACCAGAGCUACAGAAUGAGAGCACUUCAUUGAAGUCUUAAGUUUUACUUGCUUGCAUUCUUCUGUAAGAGAAGAGUUAAUAUCAAAUCUUUGAAAAAUCAAGGUGGUGAAGAAAGUCACAGUAGCAGGUUGAGAUAAGUAUACACAUUACGUCUCUAUUUCCCACAGAGAAGAAUAUUCAAAUAUGUGCUAUGUCAGCACCACUUGGAAAGAUGUUAGCUAGUAGAGACCCAUCUGUCCUGGGUGGAUUGCAGAGAGGGACUUCGUUGGUGAAAUUGGAUGUUAACUGCCAUAAAUCUUUGGAAAUAGAUUUUCAAAGAACUUCUGAGGUUCAUUUAAAACAAAGUUUAAAAAAGAAAAUAAAGAACUUUGUAUACUUUAUUCAGAAGAGAUGCUCAGGAAAUAAGUAUUGAAUAAAUAGUUAUCAAAUUAAAGGUUUUCCC
Molecule: messenger RNA, 1806 nt
Organism: Phyllostomus hastatus (greater spear-nosed bat)
Lineage: Eukaryota; Metazoa; Chordata; Mammalia; Chiroptera; Phyllostomidae
Gene: UBE3D
Product: ubiquitin protein ligase E3D
Exons: 10
Coding region: 121-1269 (382 amino acids)
Biological process (GO): protein polyubiquitination; proteasome-mediated ubiquitin-dependent protein catabolic process; protein monoubiquitination
Cellular component (GO): cytosol; ubiquitin ligase complex; nucleus
Molecular function (GO): ubiquitin protein ligase activity; cyclin binding; ubiquitin conjugating enzyme binding
Source: RefSeq, a predicted model, not a curated record